GGGGCAGCGAGCGCCUUUCCGCGGCGAGGGCGGCCGCGCUGUGCACCUGCGAGCGUGCAGGGCUCGUGCAGCCCUAAAGGGAGGCAGCCGAGAAGAGGCACCCUGCUUCGGCCCUCGCAGAGGGUGCCCGCAGAUAGCGCGGGUAUCUUUGGCCAUCCGGCUGCGGCGGGAGGAGCGGAAUAGCAAGGGGAGAUAAACGUCCCUGAGGCUUUUGUUCUGAGAUAAACUUUUUCAUCCUGCUAGCAAGUUCUAGGAAGAAUUCCCUGCUUCGGAGAGGGUGGGAAGGCGUUACGCGUGGGCUUCAGGGCAAGGGACGUAGCCUUGCAUGUGUGCUAUCCCCGUUUCCAACCUGAGACUCUUGCGGCCCUUUACAAAGGGAAACAACUACUUAUGCUCGUUUUAUAUGUUAGGGCAACCGCAGUCCUGAGAACGAAGUCAGUUGCCCUAGGCUACAUAGCUCGUCAGGGCAGAGACUGAAACACCCAUUUUCUAUGCAGCUGUGGUUGCUUGACUCUAGUGCUGCUUGUAUUUGUGGAAAGUUUCUCUGCUAAUACUAUACUGGUUCUGUUUUACUUGCUUCUGCUGCUAUUGUACAAGGAAAAGUUCUUCCUGUAUUUUACUGGUUUAAGACCUGUUGCUUGCUCUGUGUGCAGACUCGAGCUGUUACUUUCUUUUGUCCGUAGAACCUCUGAAUAGAGCUCUGAUCUUAUGCAGCACGAGUAACUCAGAUUUGCCUGCAGCAGAAACUUUCCACAGGCAAAGUGAAAUCCUACUGGCUCCUUUCAAAACUUGCAGCACUGAUAAAAUUCAUAUUCCUAGAAAAAGCAUAUAGUACCUAGCAUGUGAUAUGACUUGUUUGUUUGUCAGUGAGUGGCAGCAGGAUGGUCUUGUUUGCCUUUCUGCUGCUUGUACACAUACAUCUGAAAGCCUAAGUUUUGAUCUGCCUUAAUUUUAAAAGUAAUAAAAUAAUGACAUGUCUUUAGCAUCAUUCUUUCAGUAGUGGCCUUCCACAGAGAUGAAGCAGGGUGGCCUAAAGUUAGGUAGCUGGCCCGGAUUCAGACCGAUAGUGUAGUUGAGAUGCUCCGUGAGCUAUAUCCCGACCUCCACUAUGAGAUUGUUGCCAUGUCAACAACGGGAGACAAGAUCUUGGAUACAGCGCUUUCCAAGAUUGGGGAGAAGAGCCUCUUCACCAAAGAGCUGGAAAAUGCACUCGAAAGAAAUGAAGUUGACCUGGUGGUUCACUCCUUGAAGGACCUGCCAACUUCUCUCCCUCCUGGCUUUACGAUUGGCGCUAUCUGCAAAAGGGAAAACCCACAUGACGCUGUUGUCUUUCAUCCCAAGAAUUCUGGGAAAACACUCAGCCUCCUUCCUGAAAAGAGCGUAAUUGGAACCAGUUCACUUCGGCGAGCAGCCCAGCUCAAAAAGAGGUUCCCUCAGUUAGAAUUCAGGGAUAUCAGAGGGAAUUUAAACACCCGCUUGAAGAAACUCGAUGAGAAGGAAGACUUCAGUGCCAUAAUCCUGGCUGCUGCUGGGCUGAAGAGAAUGGGCUGGGAGAAUCGCAUUGGCCAGAUCCUAAGCCCGGAAGACUGUCUGUAUGCUGUUGGACAGGGUGCCUUAGCAGUGGAAGUUCGUGCCAAAGACCAAGAGAUACUGAAUAUGGUAUCUGCCCUGCAUGAUGGAGAAACUGUGCUAUGCUGCAUUGCUGAGAGAGCCUUUAUGAAACAUUUGGAGGGUGGAUGUAGUGUUCCUGUUGCAGUCAACACCACGCUGAAAGAUGGCCAGUUGUAUUUGACUGGAGCAGUCUACAGCUUGGACGGUUCCGAUAGCCUGAAGGAGACUAUGCAGACCAGUGUUAAUUAUCCACAACAGAAUGAAGAUGGACCAAAUGAUGAUGUGCAGCAUGUUGGCAUCACGGCCAAGACUGUUCCUUGUCAGGCCCAGCAAGCUGCAGAGAACCUUGGUGUUGAACUUGCUAAUUUACUUCUGAGUAAGGGGGCUAAACAUAUCCUUAGUGUAGCAAGGCAGCUCAAUGAUGCCCGCUAAACCUGUGGUGCGGUAGGCAUGAUUGCUACAGCUGUUGCUCAGGCCUCUGCAGCUGCUGUAUCUUCAUCCUUUGGGGGAAGGGAUUUAUUUAAACAUUCACAUCAGUCUCAUCUGAUGUGUGGACAUAAAAACUUGAAAUACAAAGUUAACUUGUGAGUACUUAGCUUUUCAGGGAUUUCAUCCUGUUCUACAUUUCUCCAACUUGCAAGCUAUCUCUGUGAAGCUCAUUUCAAUUAUUUUAUUUUGUCACUAGAAAGUCAAACUUGGGAAAUGUUCUCAUACAGCAUUUAGAAAUAAGGAACUGAAUACAAAUUAAAGACUAAGCUGUGACAGUACUAAAGAAAAUAAUGUCCUCUGGGUAGUUAUAGAACUUGCAUAAUUCUUUGACUGUUAUUUGGGCCUGUUCAUUCAUCAGAUUGAUGGAAGGGAGCUGAAUUAGGUUGCUAAUACAGGGUUCUUCAUAGUAGAGUCCCAGGGACACUGUGUUCAUCAUAGGCCUCAGUUAAAGAAUUAAGUUUGAAGUAUCAGAUCUAAAUUUGCCACCAACCACUAAUCAAUUCUAAUCUGAAGUACCUGGAUGGCUAAUUUAUCCCUGGAUAGAUGGAAUCUGAGACAGUCGUUUAUAUACUAUAACCAAUCAACUUUGAUCUAAACUUAAAGAGGAAGAAAACUGGGCUUAUGGUGCCUUUUUCUGUAACUGUUGGCUAUUUCCUUGUACUGUAGUAAAGAGUUAACAUGUCCAGUUCCCUUUGCAGGUUCUCUCUCCAGAGCUCCUGCGCUAGUGCCUUGUAGGAACACUGACAUGGCAUCUUACCGGGGUGUUGUUUUGGAAAUGAAGCAUUGUUUAUUCUCUUGGCAACGUCCACUGAAUGUAACAGCCAAUAAAUACAGUGAAGUUAAAGGAC
Molecule: messenger RNA, 2948 nt
Organism: Dromaius novaehollandiae (emu)
Lineage: Eukaryota; Metazoa; Chordata; Aves; Casuariiformes; Dromaiidae
Product: porphobilinogen deaminase
Exons: 13
Coding region: 1078-2043 (321 amino acids)
Biological process (GO): heme biosynthetic process
Cellular component (GO): cytoplasm
Molecular function (GO): hydroxymethylbilane synthase activity
Source: RefSeq, a predicted model, not a curated record